AUCUUUGCCUUGCAGAGCGUUAGUAUUUUCCCCAGCUAAGAGGAUCGGAAAGAUUCCUCCUGUAGGCUUGCAUCAUGGAGGCUAGCAGUCAAUCCAGCAGUCAACAGAUUCUGUGGAAAGAUGUUGAGAUGGUAAAAGAGAAGAAGGCCAAGUUCCACACCUACCAGCGAGUGGCUCUAGCUCUGGCUCUCGUCUUACUUGUUUUGGCUCUCUGUGUUGUCAGCCUGAGGUAUCUGUGGAGCCCCACUCUGGGAAAGGUGUAUGACCAUCAGUACAAAGCCGUGUUGGAUGGCAUCGAGACAGAUAGCAUGCUGGAGAUUGACCCAGUCCAGCGCACUGAAAUCUUUAGAAUGGGAAACGGGAGUGAGGAGGUACUUGAAGUACACGACUUCAAAAAUGGAAUCACUGGGAUCCGCUUUGCCGAACAUCAGAGGUGCUACAUCAGGACCCAAACUAAGAAACUACCCACCGUGCCAGAGGUGAAGGCUGAGGACACAGAGUUACUGCAGGUGGAUGAGACUGAGGCCAUGGAUAUGAAGGUGGAGGACUCCCAAGUGUGGGUUCCUGCAGAGGAGCCCAUCGUUAACCCAGCCUUCCUCCUCGACUCCAAGAUCUGGGAGAUUUGCCAGGAGCUGCCCAUCCACUGGAUCCAUCCUUCCCCUCUGAGUGACGCUGAGGAGGAAAAUGUGGACACACCCGACGCAGAAGUCACAGGUCAGCGUUUCACCCGUGAUGUCCUGGAACAGCUUCCAGUAAACGACUAUAGAGACGUUGGAAUAGAGCUGGAUAACCGUCUGGAUGACCGUGGCUACUGCUGCCAGCACUGUCGCCGUGGUUACCGCUUCUGCCGCCGCUACCACGAGCCCCUGGGUGGCUUCAACCCAUGGCCAUACUACUACCAAGGGGGCCGGGUCAUCUGUCAGAUUGUCAUGCCAUGCAACUGGUGGAUCGCCCGUAUGCUGGGGAGGAUCUGAGGAGCGCGUGUGCUGUCUGGGAUUUAAACUGUUUAUGUCUUUGUAGAUGCAAAUUCUUUUCUGAUAAAUAUUCCAGACCACUUGUGAGACCAAAGCAGUCCAUUGCACACACAAUUAUUAUCCAAUCUGUAAGCUGGCCCAUUGAGUAUCAGUCAGUCUAAGCAGUCUAAAUGGCAUUUGAAAUGUUUAGAUUCUUUCUUAAAAGUCAUUAGUUGUUUACAGCUGUCUAAUUUCCUUUGCUUAUCUACCUGUUUGGUCUCCUUGCUCUUUGAUCCUGUUGAAUGGGUGCAAUUUAGUUUGGAAAAUGUCACUAUAAACUAAUUUGCUCUUAAAACAAAUUCAGCAUGGUCUGUUAUGCUUCAUUUUUUACUCUGUAGGUUCAAAAGAGUUGUUCUACAUGUGCUGUGCUGUAUGAAAAUGUACAUACAGUAUAUAAAUAGAUGUGACAGUCAGUGAAUGGUGCUAUCAUGUUAGACAUUUAACUAUCUUUUCUGUUUCUUUUUUUUUACCUGCUUAUAUAUCCACCACAUGAUCUCCAAAUAAUUAAGCACAUUAUCACAGUGACACAAUAUACAAACUUACCAAGGUCACAAACACAAAUAUAAAUCUAUAUUCUGUAAAACUAAAAUAAAAUAUGACACCAAAAGACACCAGAUAUAAGACAUAACAUUACACUUAUACAAAACAAGAAAACUAGGUGCUCCAUAUUUGAAUUAAGAGAAAAUCAGGAUCAGAGAAUCAAACAAGCAAAGAAAAAACAGAUAAUAAUCAUAAUGUGCCAGUACAGAGACAGAAGAAGUUACUGAAGACCAAGCCUGUGUUAUGAGAAUUCUUUUCUAUGUUUUUGGUAUCAUGUUAAACUAAGGAGGUACAAUUUAAUUAAAGAUGCACAGACCUCAGCUGUCUUUUGUGAUCUACUCACUGUUGUGUAAUCCUCCGUCGUGUUCACUGUUGUUGCAGUCCACAGGAUGCUUUAAAUAGUGCUGCUGUUCACACAGUUUCUUCUUUGCCGCGGUGAUUUUAAUCUGUAACACCACAUCUCAAUCUGCCGAGCUGAAACAACUCUCAUCUGUACCUAACAGAUAAGCAAGUGAGAUAGGUAUUUGUAAUUGAUGUUCUGUCAUCAGAAUAACAAGGUGCAUAAAUGCCCAAGAGUAUUAAAGCUAUGAGACAUUCAAAAGUUAAACAGAGAGACGAAAAUGGAGCACUCUUGUCAUAGUUUGCUUUGAAGUCUUGUGUAUAUUUCUGUGUCUUUCCUGACUUUUUUUCCCAAUUAAAAUUUCAUUGUAUGAAUAA
Toxotes jaculatrix (banded archerfish) is the source of this 2270-nucleotide messenger RNA. It is a transcript of the gene tnmd, whose product is annotated as tenomodulin. Gene Ontology annotation, biological process: negative regulation of angiogenesis; negative regulation of endothelial cell proliferation. NCBI's taxonomy places the organism in Eukaryota, Metazoa, Chordata, Actinopteri, Toxotidae. The transcript is spliced from 7 exons. The coding region runs from base 75 to 974 and encodes 299 amino acids. The record is from RefSeq and is a predicted model, not a curated record.